Molecule: messenger RNA, 1685 nt
Organism: Polistes dominula (European paper wasp)
Lineage: Eukaryota; Metazoa; Arthropoda; Insecta; Hymenoptera; Vespidae
Biological process (GO): biosynthetic process
Molecular function (GO): pyridoxal phosphate binding; L-2-aminoadipate:2-oxoglutarate transaminase activity
Source: RefSeq, a predicted model, not a curated record
AUACAUUUUUGCAAUAUCACGUAUAUAUAGCAAACAAUAAUUAUAGACAUGCACGAAACUAUAGUGAAUUAAAUAAAAGAGAGAGAGAGAGAGAGGGGAAAGGAAAAUGUUGUGCAAUGAUUAAAGCAAGCUAUAUAUCCUCUUCGUUAUUUCAAUCUUUCGUCAGUUGCGCACAAGCCGUGUCGUGCUUGUGUUUAUUAUAUGUGUAUAUAUAUAUAUACAUAUAUUGCAUAUAUAUAUUGAUACAGUGAACUUUUACUGAUAUAAUAUCAAAGCAGUUAAAUCUUAAUUGGAAACAUACAGUAGUAACAGUUAUUCGUAUAAAAAAUUAACGAUGGCAACUGUACAAGAUCCAUAUUUGAGACAUCUUUUCGAUGGUGAUCCAAUAUUCAACGUUUACAAUAAAGAAGCAAUUAAUAUGUCAGUCGGUGCCCCUGGUCCUGACCUGCUUAAGAAAUGCACAAACAUGCUAUCCAAUGCAACUGUUCAUAGAAUGGAAGAAGAAGAAAAGGAAGGUAAUUUUUAUCUUUUUCAAUAUGGAAUAACAUCAGGAUUAUGGGAAUGUCGUGAAGAGUUAGCCAAAUUUUUAAACAGACAAUAUGGUGAUCCAGUUCAAAGAGAAAAUUUAAUUUUAACUUGUGGAGCAACACAUGGUCUUCAACUUUUACUAACAAGUAUUAUGUCACCAAAUGGUAUUAUAUUCGUCGAAGAAGUCACAUAUAUGAUAGCAUUAGAUUCAUUCAAACAAUUUCCAUUAAUGAAAAUUAUAACUGUGCCGAUGAAAGAUGAUGUAGUAGAUCUGGAUGCAUUUGAAAAAAUUAUUUCUAAAGUAAAGAAAAAUGAAUAUUAUUUAGAUAAUGCAAAAAUAUUCUGGGCUAUGUUUUACACCAUACCAACUUAUCAUAAUCCAACAGGAAUGGUUCUACCACCUGAAAGUUGCAAACGUUUAGUUGAAAUAGCUCGAAAUAAUUCUAUGCUAAUUGUUGCCGAGGAUGUUUAUAAUUUAUUACAUUACGAAGACGGAUUUCCACCACAUCGAUUAUUUUUCUACGAUAAUCCAGAAGAUCCUAACUAUAAAGGUGGUAACGUUUUAUCAAAUGGAUCAUUUUCUAAAAUACUAUCACCAGCAAUCCGAUUUGGAUGGAUAGAAGGCAGUCCACGAAUGGUUCAUAUCUUUAAAACUUCAGGUAUAUUGUGUAGCGGUGGAGCAACCAAUCACUAUAUCUCAGGUUUAAUAACAAGUUUAUUACAAAAAAAGAUUGAAGAUGAAUACCUAAACCUUCUUGUUAAAACAUAUAAGGAAAGAUUAAAUGCACUUUGUGAAACUUUGGAUCGUUAUCUCCCAAAUUGUUGUUCCUAUCGUCGACCACAAGGAGGCUACUUCGUUUGGAUUCAUCUUCCACAAAAUGUCGAUGGUACGGAUUUCAUUACCUGGUGUCAAAAGGAAUAUAAAGUCUCAGCAAUACCAGGUGUACGGUUUUCAUAUAAUGGUACAGUUAAGAACUUUUUAAGACUUAGCAUUGCUUUUCAUCCGAAAGAAACAUUAAUAAAAGGUUCAACGAUUUUGUGCAAAGCACUUUUGCAUUACGUAAGAAAUAACAUCAAUAAUGAUAACACUAACAAUAAAACAACAAAUUUAUAAAAGAAAUGUUAUCUUAUUUACUAGAUAAAAAUUCAUAAUAUAA